This is a messenger RNA of Racocetra persica, 201 nucleotides long. The record is from the annotation of a GenBank genome assembly. Lineage: Eukaryota; Fungi; Glomeromycota; Glomeromycetes; Diversisporales; Gigasporaceae.
AAAAUAUUAGAGCUUCGUCCUGAUCCAAAAGCUAAAAAGAAAGAAAAAAAAAACUCCAACAAGAAAACUUUGAAUUAUGAUGUUAAGGAUAUGGAAAAAAAUAUAUUUCUUCUAAGAUCCACACCCAAAAAAAAAGGCACUUUGGUAGAAAUUCUCAACAGCAAGAAGAUCUGGAAAACUACUAGAAUUAAAAAUCGAUAA